UUGCGACAUCGCGACAUCAACAAGUGCCCGACACACUCAAUUUGGUAGUGGUACGGUACCGGUACUUGGCUCACUGUCACACUGCAUUUCACUGGGCGCAGUUUGUUUUGGGCAGGAAAUGGCUAGCUUUAAAAGUUAAAGAGUGGAGUAAUUGCGAAUGGCAACUACCUCCAACACAAUCAUCAGGCUCUAAUCGAUUUUGCUGUAAUAUUUAUUUCUUAAAGUGAGCCGAUCGGCUGUUAAAAAGCGAAAAUGUUAGCCGAGUUUGGAACUUCACUUUGCUGCUACGCAUCGACGUUCUUGCUAUGCCACGUCCUCCGUUUCUUCCUCCGCCGAACUCUUCCGAGGGCUUCCUACCCGUACGCCGCUGAGUUCGUCGACACUUUUCUAAUGAUUUGCUGCCUUUACGAAAAUGGAAUGGUGCUGAAACUUGGACUCCUGCCUUUUGCUUUGUGCCUUCUCACCUUGUCUAUCGUAUAUGCGUUUUUAUUUGAGGGUUUCGCAAAUCCAGCAGUGGUUCUUGAUUAUGUCAUUAGGAGGAAAGUGAGUUUUGUGGCAGCUGUCGUACUUGUGCUGUUGGAACUGAUUGCUGCAGUUUGUGCAUAUCGUUACACAACGUUUGUGUGGAAAACUUUUGCUCCUUCAUCCCGUCAUUAUCAAGCAGCAACUGUGGAAAUGUUGGCAGAAAAUUGCAGCUGUGGUUUGAAUGUAUCACCACUGAUCGGUUUUGCUUUAGAGAUGUCUUCUGUCGCUUUCCUGAAGCUGGUGGCAGGAUACUACCAUGGGGGCAGGAGGUUCUGGAGAAUCUUCAAUGGUGUCGUUUCGGUUGUCAUCAUCAUCUUUGGUUUGGAGUACACCGGAGCGCCCAUGAACCCCAUCCUAGGAUUUGCAUCAGGAUGGGGCUGCAAAGACCACUGGUUCCCCUCCCACCUGUUUGUCUACUGGUUGGGCCCCUUCCUGGGUAUCAGCAUUGGUGACUGGGUGGUCGAACACUUCAUGGACGUCGAUGGCGGGAAGAUGUCGGUGACGUCAGCAGGGGAACAUAAAGAGCAGAACGGAACAGUACUAGAAGAGAAUGGAAAUCAUGAGAAAAUUCAGUGAAGGUU
Messenger RNA from Strongylocentrotus purpuratus (purple sea urchin), 1106 nucleotides. Its product is annotated as aquaporin-11. Gene Ontology annotation, biological process: transmembrane transport. Gene Ontology annotation, cellular component: cytoplasm; membrane. The transcript is spliced from 3 exons. The record is from RefSeq and is a predicted model, not a curated record. Bases 253 to 1101 code for a protein of 282 amino acids. Gene Ontology annotation, molecular function: channel activity. Lineage: Eukaryota; Metazoa; Echinodermata; Echinoidea; Camarodonta; Strongylocentrotidae.